AUGAGUGAUGAUAAUAAUAAAAAUAGUAUUGAAAUUAAAGUUAUUACUCCUAAUGACAAUGACAACAACGAAGACAAUGGUGACGCACCGACGCUGACUGAUAUUAAAAAACUAGGCUGGGACGAUAAGGAUUUUGUCAAAUCUAAGCUUUGUAACAAUGAAAUUUCCGAUAAAGACAAAUCCGAUAUUCUUAAAGACAAGCCCAAGGUUUAUAUUGAUGAAAUUUCUAAUAAUCAAUGUGUUGUUAUACAAAGUGAACAUUGCAUAUUGUUCAAUCUAGAAAAAGGAAAAAUCAUCGAGUAUCCUAAGAAGAUUAGAAACAAAAUCAAACAUGAUAAAAGAGAAAAAGACAAAGAAAAAGAUGACGAAAAUGACAACGAAAAUGAAGGAAAAGGUCCACCUUUUGAAAAGGAAAAAGGUAACAAGAAGGACAACAAUAAAGACAAAGGAAAAAUUGAAAAAUACACAAAAGUUAUUUUUCAGAACAAUGACAAGUCAAACUCUAAAUUAGUGAAAUUAAUGAUGUUGAGAAGAAGUCAUAAAGAUGAAAAAAAGUAUAAAAUAUAUUCCAUGGAAUAUAACAGCAAUUCUGGUGAUUUAAAACUUCUUCAUACACAUAAUAUUUAUAGUGAUGAAACCCCAAGAAUUUAUUAUGAU
Molecule: messenger RNA, 657 nt
Organism: Entrophospora sp. SA101
Lineage: Eukaryota; Fungi; Glomeromycota; Glomeromycetes; Entrophosporales; Entrophosporaceae
Source: the annotation of a GenBank genome assembly